Pterocles gutturalis (yellow-throated sandgrouse) is the source of this 2858-nucleotide messenger RNA. RefSeq names its product WD repeat- and FYVE domain-containing protein 4-like. The transcript has 13 exons. The record is from RefSeq and is a predicted model, not a curated record. Lineage: Eukaryota; Metazoa; Chordata; Aves; Pterocliformes; Pteroclidae. The annotation marks the transcript as partial.
AUGGACAAAGCAGCUGAACUCACGUGGCAGCUGGAGGAUUCACCUGGCAAAGCAGGGCAGCAAGAGCAAAGCCCUGAUGAUGGAGACAAAACAGAAGUGCCUGGACAGCCUGCACACAGCAAGGACAAGUCACCCCAGAGCCAUACCCUCCAGUGGGAGACUGUAAACAGACAGUUUAUAGAGUAUGAGCAGGUGGCUCCGUUUCUUGUCCCAGAGGAGCAACAGAGAAGGCUGCUGGACUUUCUUCCCCUCUUUUUAAAGGCCUGGGAGCAGUCUGCUGGUGUAAUCGUAUUCCCCAACAUCCAGCUGUUAGCCAGUGAGGUUUCCAAGCUUCUGGCAAAAGAAAUUAAGAGGAUCCUCAAUGGCAAACCUGCAGAGGAAGCUCGUCUAGCUUUGGAGCAAUUUUUGCAACAGAAAGGGGAAGCAGAAGAUGGCUGUUUGCUCCUGAAAUCAGUGUAUCUGCUCUCACAGACUGAUGUGAGAACUAUGUGGAACAUCAUUGGAUCUGGCCUUCCAGCUGCUCUGAUGCAGUGCCUGUACCUUUUCUUUACUUUUCCUCCAAAGAAAACCAGUGAUGAUGGAGAGACAAGUGAUGAUGACACUGAAACUCAGGAAAUGCUUGUUAAGAUAAUGCUUAACAUGUACAGAGAGGAACAAGGUGUAGAGGAACUUCUGGCAGCUGAUAAGCUUCAGUCAUUAAUUAUAGCAACUGCUUCUCUCUGGGACCAGUGUAGCCACUCGUGGAAAGUACCUACGGGCCGUGUGCUGAGAACAAUUUCAAAGGCUCAGACCAAAAACAGCAUUGUGUACCUGCAAGCUAUGGACUGCAUUAAAAUAGCUAUUCAGGGUCUUUUUAAACUGGCUGAUACUCUACCUGCUUGUGAUGUGUGUGAAGCUGCUAGUAUUGUCUUGUGCUUUGUGAAAGAUUCCUAUCUCGUAUCAUCAGCUUUAUUAACAGAGUUUGAAAAUAAUGAUGGCUACCAACUCCUGCUAAAAAUUUUACUCAGAUGUGAGGGGUUGCAGCAAAAUGAAGAAAACCGCUAUCUGGAUGAGAUCUUGGACAUACUGACUUGCCUUACAACCUGUGGAAAAACUGAACUGAAAGUUUCUGGCAACAUUGUACAUCCCCAGUUACCACACUUUGAUUUCGAACGGACACGGUCUUCUGGAAUGACAGUGAAAAAUCUCCAGGCUUUUCAGGUGUUGCAGUCCAUUUUCCAGAAAAGUAAUGAUCAGCACCUGUGUAGAAGAAUCUUGGCAGCAAUUGGUACCAUAUGGGCCUGGGACACAGUAAACUUCUUUCUUCUAGAAUGGACACUACAACCGAUCAACCAGUUCACUGACAUAAUCCAUUUAAAACCACACCCAAUCCAAGUCCAGUUCUUCAGAUUGGUGGAGUCCAUAGUGCUAGACCUGUCCUAUGUACCCCAUGAAAUUUUGAAGAAGAUUCAGUAUUUGAUAAAGGAAAACAUAGUGCCAUUCUGCACCUUAACAGCUCUCCAGUGCCUUCUCAGCAUGACCAAGAAGGACCUGUUAUUCAGCGACAUAUUCCGUGACUCUGGGCUCUUAGGCCUACUGCUGGCACUUUUGAGGAAACAAGCCAAGAUCCUGAGGAAGUCAGGUACAAUUUAAUCUGGAACCCAUCUGCCUGGUGUGGAAGAAGGCACUGAGAAGGAAUUAAAUGCUGUGAUGCUGAAGAUGGUGGCUGCCCUUACAGUGGGGUCUGUGAGGAACACUGUUGUUCUGAAGGACUACGGAAUGGUGCCAUAUAUCAAGAUAUUUUUGGAUGAUGAGUGCUACAGGAGUGCUACUCUCAGCAUCUUGGAGCAGCUAUCAGUUAUCAACUAUGAAGAAUAUAUGAGCAUUAUUAUUGGGGCCCUCUGUUCUUCUACUCAAGGGGAACUGCAUCUGAAACUAGAUCUGCUAAAGGUAGUUAAUUCACUCCUGAGGGUACUGGAGAGUCCCAAGAGCCAUUCAGCUUUCAGAACCUGCAGUGGAUUCAAUGGACUCCUGUCCCUUCUCUCAGACAUGGAAGGUGCAUUGCAGGACCCUCCGUCUGGGCUGUGGGCAGCAGUUGGACAGAACUGCAUAUUGGAGCUUGUUUUCUACACGCUUCAGGGGAUAACAGCAGCCCUGCACCUGGACCCUGUCAACAGCAACUUCUUCCAGAGGAGUGGUCUCUUUGAAAAGAUGGCAGAGGACCUUGGGACACUUGGAUGCUUCUGGACAAAAGGGGAAUGGCAAAUCCCUCUGAGCCUUGAGAAGACAAGGACUUUUGCAGAAUUCUUGGAUGUGGCUUUAUGCUCUUCAGAACCUUUCCCAAUGUGGCUAAAGAACUGCAUAAAGAUUCUGAAUUUUCUUGAUCACAUGAUCAAAGGAACCCUCCAUUUGGAGAGCUACCGCAAGGAGAGAAAGCCAGAGAUGGGAGAGGCAUUAAGAGAUGAUCAGGAGGGACUCCAGGCUCAAGAAGAGCACCCUGUUGCUUUCAACAGACCAAGCAACAAAUUACCUGCGUCUGCCUAUAGGCUAUGGGGAGACCCUGAACAGAAGUGGGAAGUGGGAGACUGUGCCAUUGUACAUCCAGGUGCUGUCUGUGUUAUGGUGAGGUUGCUGCCAAAGCUGUACAAAGAGGGGCACUCUCAGCUUUCACAGGAAAUCCAAUGUGCUGUGGUUGAUCAUAUCCAGACCCUGGUGAAGUCAGAGAAGAGUCGCCAGGUGAUGUGUGGAUCUGGCUUGCUAAGCACCAUCAUAACUUCCUGUCAGGAUGCCUUCCGCAAUGAGAGCCAUCCACUGCAUCUGCCCCUCACUAGAGUGUUUGAGAAGCUUGCAUCACAGGCUAUUGAGCCAGAUGUGUUAAG